Microthlaspi erraticum is the source of this 1341-nucleotide messenger RNA. Lineage: Eukaryota; Viridiplantae; Streptophyta; Magnoliopsida; Brassicales; Brassicaceae. The record is from the annotation of a GenBank genome assembly.
AUGGUGGUGAGGAAAGUGGGCAAGUAUGAAUUAGGUAGGACAAUCGGCGAAGGCACCUUCGCCAAAGUGAAGUUCGCUCAGAACACGGAGACCGGUGAGAGCGUCGCCAUGAAAAUCGUGGAUCGUAGCACCAUCAUCAAGCGGAAGAUGGUCGAUCAGAUUAAGAGAGAGAUCUCGAUAAUGAAGCUUGUUCGUCAUCCUUGUGUUGUUCGUCUCUACGAGGUUCUAGCAAGCCGUACGAAGAUUUACAUAAUUCUGGAGUACAUUACAGGCGGUGAAUUGUUUGAUAAAAUCGUUCGUAAUGGACGUCUAAGUGAAGCAGAAGCUAGGACAUACUUUCAGCAGCUUAUUGAUGGAGUUGAUUACUGCCAUAGUAAAGGGGUCUACCACAGAGAUUUAAAGCCGGAAAAUCUUCUGCUUGAUUCUCAAGGGAAUCUGAAGAUAUCUGAUUUUGGCCUCAGUGCAUUACCUGAACCAGGAGUUACGAUCCUAAAGACAACAUGUGGAACUCCAAAUUAUGUUGCUCCUGAGGUUCUGAGUCACAAGGGCUACAAUGGUGCUGUGGCAGACGUAUGGUCAUGUGGGGUUAUCCUCUAUGUUCUUAUGGCAGGAUAUCUUCCAUUUGAUGAACUUGAUCUCCCGACUUUAUACAGUAAGAUCGACAAAGCAGAGUUCGCUUGCCCCUCAUAUUUUGCCUUGGGAGCGAAGUCCUUGAUUCGUAGAAUUUUGGAUCCAAAUCCUGAAACUCGAAUUACAAUUGCUGAGAUAAGGAAAGAUGAGUGGUUCGUAAAGGAUUACACUCCUGUACAACUUAUAGAUUACGAACAUGUAAACCUGGAUGAUGUAUAUGCUGCUUUUGAUGAUCCGGAGGAACAAAAAGGUGCACAGGAGGAAACAGGAGACACCGGUCCACUGACUCUAAAUGCGUUUGACCUAAUAAUUUUAUCUCAGGGCCUGAACCUCGCAACUCUUUUUGACCGUGGAAAGGACUCAAUGAAGCAUCAGACAAGGUUCAUUUCACACAAACCAGCAAACGUUGUUCUUUCAAGCAUGGAAGUUGUGUCGCAGUCCAUGGGAUUUAAGACGCAUAUCCGCAAUUACAAGAUGAGAGUGGAAGGAUUAUCUGCAAAUAAGACGUCUCAUUUCUCCGUCAUUCUAGAAGUCUUCAAAGUUGCACCAUCAUUUCUCAUGGUAGACAUUCAAAAUGCAGCAGGAGACGCAGAAGAAUACCUUAAGUUCUACAAGACAUUUUGUAGUAAGCUUGAUGAUAUCAUCUGGAAGCCACCAGAUGGAUCAUCUGUGAGAAAUCGAGCCACUAAACCCAAGAGUAAAAGACGUUGA